Molecule: messenger RNA, 1175 nt
Organism: Paramecium sonneborni
Lineage: Eukaryota; Ciliophora; Oligohymenophorea; Peniculida; Parameciidae
Source: the annotation of a GenBank genome assembly
AUGUUAAUUUGUGAAUAAUUAGAUUCUAGUGAUAGUGAAAGCUUUGAUAAAUUAAUUGCAAUAAUUUAGCAUUUUAAAAUAGAUAAAGAAGUCAUAUAAAAUACACGUUUCUAAAUUACAGUAAAUAGAAUAAUGAUAUUAAUUCAAGAAAUAUCCAACUGGACUGUUAGAUCUCUCUGAUGAAAUACUUAAUUAUUUAUAAAUUGAAUAACAUUUAUCAGAUAGGGAUUUUUCAAAUCAGUUUCAUACUAUUUCAUUCCUAAAACAUUAUUUUGAUGAAGCAUGUUUAAUAUAUACAGUUGUUGAAAAGUAUUUGGAAAGCCGAUCUAAAGAUAAUUAUAAGGAGGUAUUGUAUAAGGAUAGUAUCUAAUUAAUGUAAUUAAGAUAAGAGAAAUUAUUUUUAAUAUAUGCAUUAAUGUUAGUUUAAUUACAAGAGUAUGUAGAUGAAUAAUCUUAUGAUAUAUUUCUGGAGGGGUAAUUUAAUUUGUUUUGAUUUAAGACUACAAAAAAAAUUAUAAUUAAAUGCUUAAAUCAAAUUUGCAUCGUUAAGAGUUAGAUCAAAAGAAAUAUUAGAACAUACUUUAUUAUUGAUAGAUGAAUUAAGAGAAAAUAAAAUAAUGUAAAAGUAAAAACAUUCAAGCAGACAAUCAGUAAUUAAUAAAUCUUUGAUGACUGCUCGAUAAUAAAAGGAAUCUUAAUAAUAAAUAUAUAUAAGUUAAUAGAGUCAAUGGAUGUUUACAGAAUUAUAAAACAAUUAAGUAUUUUGUAGAGAAUUAAUACCUAAUUUACGAUUCAUAAUAAAAAAUUAUUGGAAAUCAUUUUAGAAAAAUAAGGAUGAUGGUCCAAAGAGAUACAACAAAAAUUCAUCAAUUUUUGACUUAAAAAAUAGAUUUAGUGUUGGAAGUUAGAGAGUAAAAAAUGGAUUGAUAGAUUUACCAAAUUUAGGACCAAUGGAAAUUUUAAUGAGUACUUAAAUAUUCCCUAAAUAAAAACUAAACGAUUUUUUUGAUGAUGAAUAAUUGAAACAUACUUAAAUUAUUACAUCUUAAAUUGAUAGUUUAUUAAAUGAAGAAUUAUUAGUAAAUUUAACUGGAAUUGAAAUGAUUGAUAUGGAUUCAAAAAGUGAAUCUACAAUUUCAAGAGCUACAAUGUAACAAGUAUUCAAAUAACAUUGA